Molecule: messenger RNA, 957 nt
Organism: Blumeria graminis f. sp. triticale
Lineage: Eukaryota; Fungi; Ascomycota; Leotiomycetes; Helotiales; Erysiphaceae
Source: the annotation of a GenBank genome assembly
AUGGACACGGUAGAUGCGCCUGACUGGAUGGAAGUGACGAAUGAAUCAGAUGAACCUGCCAGGAAUUAUGCCGCGAUGUUACCUAUUAAUCUGAAAGAUUAUGUGCUUAAAUGGUUUGCUGAAGACUGUCCAACGUUCGAUUAUUCCGGAUUUGUGAUUGGAAACGAAAAAAAAACAUCUACACUUUCCAUUAAAUCCAGUUGCGUGCUUGCUGGCGUGCCAUUCUUUGACAAAGUCUUUUCUCUUGCCGACUGUGAGGUAAAAUGGAUGUUUAAGGAAGGCGAUAGUAUAAGUGUCGAACCCGACAGCAGGCUUGUUCUCGCAACGGUGAAAGGCCCAUUGCGCAAACUUCUACUUGGGAAAAGGAUCGCCCUCAACGUGCUUAGCAGAUGUACAUCGAUCGCGACACAAACCAGGAAAAUGGUCGAUAUUUUGAAGAAGGCAAAAUACACUGGUCAACUCGCAGGUACACGUGAAACGACACCUGGUUUCAGACUCGUUGAAAAUUAUGGUAUGAUGGUCGGAGGUGCACAUGGUCAUCAUUACGAUCUUUCAACCAUAACUUUCUUGAAAGCUAGGCAUCUCGAAGAGCAGAAUUCUAUAAUGAGCGGGUUAAAGGCUGCAAGAUCUGCUGGCGGAUAUUCUCGCAAAAUAGCAGUAAAAGUGGCAAAUGAGAAGGAUGCGCUUUCAGCUAUAGAAAGUGGUGCGGAUAUUAUUGUAUUGGACGCCGUAAAGAUCAAGUAUGUAAAGCUUGUGGCUUGGCAUGCUAAUCAAAACGCGACGUUUGAGAAGCAUUUUAUUAUUGAAUGCACUGGUGGCAUAACACCAGAAAAUGUUACUUCUUAUAUCAGCAAUGAUAUAUCAGUAAUUUCAACCAGUUGGAUCCAUCAGGGAGUUCCCCACAUAGACUUUUCUCUAAAGACCAACGAAGAUGAUUCCAGAGCAAAAUCCAAGUGA